AUGGAAUCUAAAACCUCCACACUUGACGAGGCUCAACGUACGCCAAGCUCAAGCACUGCAAACAGAUCGCCUUGGCUCGCAUCAGCUUUUGGAGGUUCCAAAGUCACUAUUGGUCCCCGCGUCGAACCCCUCGCCGAGCACUUGGCAUCUAACCUUGUCUCCGAGACAGAUAGCACCUCAGCUGUAGACCUGCACGACAAGCAGGUCGCUUCCGAAGCGGGAAAUGCCAUCCAGUACAGAACAUGUUCUUGGCAAAAGACGGCUGGACUUCUCUUUAGCGAGUACAUUGUACUUUCUAUCAUGAGCUUUCCUUGGUCCUACAGUCUUCUAGGCCUUGUCCCCGGAUUGAUCUUGACUGCUGUUGUUGCUGGGCUCGUCCUGUAUACGAGUCUCGUUUUGUGGGAAUUCUGUCUGCGACACCCCGAGGUUCGCGAUGUUUGCGACAUCGGCCAGAUGAUUUGGUGGAAUGGACGAUGGGCUUGGUGGUGGACGGCAGCCAUGUUUGUCCUCAACAACACCUUUAUCCAAGCUCUCCACGUCCUUGUCGGCGCAAUCUACCUAAACACCAUGACCGAGGCCGAUAACAUCAAGGGCUGCAGGACUGUUGCAUUCGCCGUAGUAGUGACCGCCAUCAGUUGGAUCGGGUCGCUCCCACGUACCUUUAGCAUGCUGUCAAAGCUCGCAUUUGCGUCGACACUGUUUACUUUUGUCUCGGUCAUAUUAGCAACCGCUUUUUCGGGAGCACAAGGCAAGCCUGCUGGUUAUCCUAGCAAGGGUGAGCCUAUAAUCUCGAUAUGGACGCCAAGUAGCACCACUCUUGUUACAGGCAUGUCGGCUUUUAUGAACAUGAGCUACACGUUUAUCGGCCAAACCACCAUUCCCAGCUUCAUUGCCGAGAUGCGCGAUCCCCGCGACUUCCCUAAAGCAUUGUGGGCUUGCACAUGCGCCGAAAUCGUCACCUUCAGCAUAGUCGGCUCAGUCAUUUACGCUUACACGGGUAACCAGUACAUGGUCACGCCAGCUUUUGGUGUCCUCAAUGACCUCUACAAAAAGGUCUCAUAUUCUUUCAUGAUUCCUACUAUUAUCUUUGUCGGGUGCCUCUACGCCAGCGUGACAGGCAGAUUCGUCUUCUUUCGCAUGUUCAAAGACUCAGAGCAUCUCACUUCGCAUACCUUCAAGGGCUGGUCCUGGUGGAGCUUCGUUUUGUUCCUCAGCUGGGCUGCAGCAUUCCUCAUUGCUGAGCUGAUUCCCUUCUUCUCAUCUUUGUUGUCCGUCAUGUCAUCUCUGUUCAACUGCUGGUUCGGCUUUAUCUUUUGGGCACUGGCCUACUUUCGCAUGCGAAAUGCCGAUAAGAAGGUUGGAAGGACACGGCAGCCUAUCCUUGACUUCCUUUCCGUGACUCUAAACAUCAUCAUUAUGUUGACUGGUGUUUUGUACCUCACGCUGGGGACGUAUGUCAGUGUUCAAGGUAUCAUAGACCAGUUUGAAGCUGGACAGGUGUCUGGUGUGUUUUCAUGUAAGAGCAACGGCAUUUGA
Fusarium pseudograminearum CS3096 is the source of this 1536-nucleotide messenger RNA. RefSeq lists its product as uncharacterized. The record is from RefSeq and is a predicted model, not a curated record. The coding region runs from base 1 to 1536 and encodes 511 amino acids. Gene Ontology annotation, biological process: amino acid transmembrane transport. Gene Ontology annotation, cellular component: vacuolar membrane. Gene Ontology annotation, molecular function: amino acid transmembrane transporter activity. The transcript has 3 exons. Lineage: Eukaryota; Fungi; Ascomycota; Sordariomycetes; Hypocreales; Nectriaceae.